AUGAGCAGCAACAACUUUUGGCGAAGUUUCCGUCUUUCCCGGUUCUCAUGGGUUAAGAACCCAAUCCUUCCCCUAUAUACUUCUCCCGUGCGUCGUUCAAUGGCUUCAAAUUCACCUACCGGUCGUUUAAGUCUCAGCCAGCGUGUCAAGGAUCUUACGAAAAAGUAUGGUUGGUGGGCUCUGGGAGUAUAUUUAGGCAUCUCUGCCGUCGACUUUGGACUUUCCUUUGCUCUUGUUCGUACGUUAGGUACAGAAAAGAUCGGUUACAUUGAACAUUCUGUCGUGGGAAGUCUCCGUAGCUUAUUUAAUAUGGAAUCCACUGAGAUUCCCUCCUCUGACGAGUCUCAAACAUAUCAUUCUAGCAUUUGGACUGAAAUAGCCGUUGCCUACGGGAUUCACAAAGCUUUAAUUGUGGCUCGUUUACCCAUCACAGCUGCCAUUGUUCCUCCUCUGGUAAAGCGGUUCCGAGGCAGAAAUAUGCGUUUACGAUGA
Messenger RNA from Schizosaccharomyces osmophilus, 492 nucleotides. RefSeq names its product N alpha-acetylation related protein Nat2 (gene nat2). The record is from RefSeq and is a predicted model, not a curated record. Lineage: Eukaryota; Fungi; Ascomycota; Schizosaccharomycetes; Schizosaccharomycetales; Schizosaccharomycetaceae. Gene Ontology annotation, cellular component: mitochondrion. Bases 1 to 492 code for a protein of 163 amino acids. The transcript has a single exon.